Messenger RNA from Striga hermonthica, 270 nucleotides. Lineage: Eukaryota; Viridiplantae; Streptophyta; Magnoliopsida; Lamiales; Orobanchaceae. The record is from the annotation of a GenBank genome assembly.
AUGGAAUUUGGCCCAUCAGAGAAGAAAUCUCUAUCUUACAGAGAAGAUAUUUUUUCAGAAAUCGGCAAAAGCUCGAAAUCCCAACACGAUGGCCUCAAGAAAAGGAGGUCAAAUGGGUUCUUUUCCUUUCGGGAGCUGUCAAUCGACCCAUCCGUGAAAUCUCUAAAGCAUUUGAACUCCCAGAAGUUGAAAGAUGGGAUCAGAAAAUGGGCUAAAGCUGUGGCCCGAUAUGCCCGCCAAGUAAGCAACCGUUUUGGCAGCUCCCGGUAA